CUUGGAGAAUUGAGACGAUACAUUGUAGAAAUUUCACAUUUAUUCCAACGUAAACAUUUCACCUCAUUAGUGCGCAAGUAGGAGACUCUAAUGGAGCCCACAGUCUCAUAUUCUCCAUCCAUGCACGGACACAUGUUGCUUUCUUGGGUUUCUUCCAUAUUCGAGAAAGAUCGCCCUUUCUCCAUCUUCAUGAAGAAUCAAGAACGAACUCACCAUCUCCAGAAGCUUUAAAUCCAUCAUAACCCAGUUAAGAAAACAAACCCUAUAAAUACCUCCUUUCUUUAACCCUUAAAAUCAAGAAAACCCAUUCCAAGCAAAGAAAUACCAAGAAGCCUUCACUAAGCAAUCUCAGUUAAUUCUUCUCUGAUCAAUUCCCGUUUCAAAACCAAGGAAGAAAAUGUCUCUUAUUCCAAGCAGCCUCUUUGGUGGCCGUAGAACAAACAUCUUCGACCCCUUCUCUCUCGACGUCUGGGACCCCUUCCAUGACUUCCCAUUCCCAAGCACAGCUCUCUCGGCUCCUCGCUUCGAGUUCGCAAACGAAACGUCAGCUUUUGCCAACACACGCAUAGACUGGAAGGAGACUCCGGAGGCUCACGUUUUCAAGGCUGACCUUCCAGGGCUAAAGAAAGAGGAAGUGAAAGUGGAGAUAGAGGAAGGUAAUGUUUUGCAGAUAAGUGGAGAGAGAAGCAAAGAGAAGGAAGAGAAGAAUGAUAAAUUGCAUAGAGUUGAGAGGUCAAGUGGGAAAUUCCUGAGGAGGUUCAGGCUGCCAGAGAAUGCGAAGGUUGAUCAGGUUAAGGCAAGCAUGGAAAGUGGAGUCUUGACAGUGACCGUGCCUAAAGAGGAAGUCAAGAAACCUGAUGUCAAGGCCAUUGAUAUCUCUGGCUGAGCCUGAAAACAACGGCAAAUUCGAACUUGGUGGGUUGCAGUUUGUCUGAAAUGGUAUACCUAUCCCCUACGAUCCAAUAAACAAGUAGAUAUGGAUGUCUGUAAUCUAAUGUAAUGGUUUGAUGCCUAUUGGGCUUUCUUUUCUUAAUAAAGAUGUGAGCUUUUGGAUUUCGGUUUA
Molecule: messenger RNA, 1063 nt
Organism: Hevea brasiliensis (rubber tree)
Lineage: Eukaryota; Viridiplantae; Streptophyta; Magnoliopsida; Malpighiales; Euphorbiaceae
Product: 17.3 kDa class I heat shock protein
Exons: 1
Coding region: 398-886 (162 amino acids)
Biological process (GO): protein complex oligomerization; response to hydrogen peroxide; protein folding
Source: RefSeq, a predicted model, not a curated record